Molecule: messenger RNA, 351 nt
Organism: Heterobasidion irregulare TC 32-1
Lineage: Eukaryota; Fungi; Basidiomycota; Agaricomycetes; Russulales; Bondarzewiaceae
Exons: 4
Cellular component (GO): cytosol
Source: RefSeq, a predicted model, not a curated record
GCAGACUUUUGUCUCAUCCCGAUGGGCACCGGUCACGAUCCCUCGGUCGCCGAGUAUGUCGCCGAGUGUGCCAGGGUCCUCGAGAAAACAGGGCUCAAGCAUCAGGUAGCUCAGCCCUUCACCGGCUACGGCACCAACCUAGAAGGCCCUUGGUCGGCCGUCACCCAGGCCAUCCACGACUGCCACGCCGCCGUGCACGCCAAGGGCGCCCCCCGCAUCGCCACCGACAUCCGCAUCGGCACCCGCAGCGCGCCUGCGGUCCCUCCCGAGGGCGAGAACGCACGCAAGCUCCGCCGCGUGCAGGAGAUCCUCGCGAAGGACAAGGACGCGGCUGCUCCUAGCUCGACUUGA